AUGAAAAAUGGUCUUUUAUUGAGUGGCAAGACUGUGAUACGGCCGAUCGCGUUCAAGCCGCUGGGCGGACGGCUGUCUGCGGGCGGGGAGCGGUAUGGCUCGACCCCGGUGCUUGCGAGUAGACCACCAUCUCUAAUGACUUUAUAUGGAAGUUCUUCCGAUGUUCGAGAAUCACGUUGGUGUGGGUCUCCACAACCGGCGUCUUUAUCCGCUCUGCCACCUGCCACGCUCUCCACCCCGCUUCACCAGAGACAUCACUCAGCUAUCGUUGAUGACGUAACAUUUGCAAAGCGGUGCGGUUUGAUCUUCCUUAUGUAUAAGACAAAGUCGAGUACGGGUCUGAGCGCAGAGAGUAAGGAACCGGUGCCGGCACCGUCGCCUGCCGACUCUGGCGUCUCUGAACUCGAGCGGGAUCAGCAUGAAUACAGUACAACGGAGCGAAUGCGCGGGCACGAGGUGCGGCUGCGGGCGCCGCGCGCGCUCACGCUGCAGGCGUACGGGCGCGGGCGCGACGAGCGUGACGCCGAGCUGGCGCGCGUGCGCCGCGACCGCGCGCUGCUGCGCCACCGCCUCGAGGAUACCGAGUGGAGCCUGUGCCAGCGCGCCGGUGAGAUCGCGCUGCUCAAGACGCAGCUCAAGGAGGCUCAGGUGAGUGACGUCACAACAUGCCAGCGCCUCGAGGACGCCGAGUGGAGCCUGUGCCAGCGCGCCGGCGAGAUCGCGCUGCUCAAGACGCAGCUCAAGGAGGCUCAGAUGAGUGGCGUCACAACAUGCCAGCGCCUCGAGGACAUCGAGUGGAGCCUGUGCCAGCGCGCCGGCGAGAUCGCGCUGCUCAAGACGCAGCUCAAGGAGGCUCAGGUGAGUGAGGUCACAACAUGCCAGCGCCUCGAGGACACCGAGUGGAGCCUGUGCCAGCGCGCCGGCGAGAUCGCGCUGCUCAAGACGCAGCUCAAGGAGGCUCAGGUGAGUGACGUCACAACAUGCCAGCGCCUCGAGGAUACCGAGUGGAGCCUGUGCUGGCGCGCCGGCGAGAUCUCGCUGCUCAAGACGCAGCUCAAGGAGGCUCAGGUGAGUGGCGUCACGACAUGCCAGCGCCUCGAGGACACCGAGUGA
Parnassius apollo (apollo) is the source of this 1113-nucleotide messenger RNA. Lineage: Eukaryota; Metazoa; Arthropoda; Insecta; Lepidoptera; Papilionidae. The record is from the annotation of a GenBank genome assembly.